AUGUGUCAUGGUGAGUAUGUGCAAGAGAGGAGGAGAGGGCGCUGGUGCACAGGUGUUAAGAAGCGAGGUGAACGGGCGAUAGGAGGCAAGGCAAUAGGCACAAGUGCUAGCUCGCGGGCGAAGCGUGGGCGCUGGAGUGAGGGUGCACGGGAGAGGGCUAGAUGGCGCUGGGCGCCUGGCUGUGGCUGCUGGUUGACGUUGGGCUUUGGUGGAGAAUGA
Molecule: messenger RNA, 219 nt
Organism: Ilex paraguariensis (yerba mate)
Lineage: Eukaryota; Viridiplantae; Streptophyta; Magnoliopsida; Aquifoliales; Aquifoliaceae
Source: the annotation of a GenBank genome assembly